GGAAGGUGAUUUGGGCAGCCAUCAAUGGUAUGGACCCUCUUUUGUCUCCCCUUUCACCUUUACCUAAUUAAUCAAUUAAAAAUUAUAAUAGUCUUACUCUUUCUUCUUUCCAUAUCAUAUAAAUAUAGUUAAAUAUAUGUAUACAUACAUCAAAUCACAACAAAAACUCUCCUCACUUAUAUUUCUUCCUUAUUUUAUCUUUCUGCAGCAUACUAUGUAACAUGUUUGAAGAAUUAAGAUAUUGUAAAUUAUAGCAUUUUUUUUUUCCUUUUAUUAUAAGAAAAAGGAAAAAUAAUCAAUGGCUGGAAUGCUUCCUGGUGUUGAAUGUGCCAGGAGAAGAAGAUUUCAUCAAAGUGGAGGGAGCUGUGAUUCCAUGGGUGCACCCUCAUCAUCUUGUGGAAGGACUAGGAGAUCUUCCUUUUGUUUGUAUACAAGCAACCAUGAAACUCAUACAACCUCAGCUUCAAUAUUGAAGAAAAGAACAAUGUUUUCAAAUCAGUUUUACCAAGAUGAUGAGAAGUUAGGAGUAGUAGCCAGAGAAGCCAAAGAAAGAUUGGAUGAAAGGUUGAGAACACAAAGAAAAUCUGAACCAAAAAGGCAAAACAACAGCAGAGAUUUAGGACAGAAAUAUAGUGAAAAAUCUGAGGUGAAAAAAGAAGAGCUACAAAAGGAGGUUUAUAAUGGGUCAAAGAAAAGUAGUAGUGGAUCAAGGAAGUUUGGUUGGACCAAGCUGAGCCCAUGGAGAGCCUCAGACCAAGAAGAGUGCACCAUUUGCUUGGAGAGGUUCAGACCUGGUGAGGGCCUGGUUCACUUGCCUUGUGCCCACCGGUUCCACCAUGGCUGCCUGGUGCCAUGGCUCCACAACAACACUCACUGUCCUUGUUGUAGAAUGGUUAUAAUCACCACCCAAAUUAGUUAGUGUAUACUUCAAUUUUAGGCCAAUUUGUAAUCUAAACAACUUUUUUCAAUGCAAUAGAGUUGUUGUGAACUUUUGUAGAUUUUGUAACAUGGAUGUUCUGUUUUUUUGGACUUCAAAAAAUAAAUCAAAAAAUAUUUGUUGCA
This is a messenger RNA of Cannabis sativa, 1062 nucleotides long. Its product is annotated as probable E3 ubiquitin-protein ligase RHY1A. Gene Ontology annotation, molecular function: ubiquitin-protein transferase activity. Gene Ontology annotation, cellular component: endoplasmic reticulum. The record is from RefSeq and is a predicted model, not a curated record. The transcript has 3 exons. NCBI's taxonomy places the organism in Eukaryota, Viridiplantae, Streptophyta, Magnoliopsida, Rosales, Cannabaceae. Gene Ontology annotation, biological process: protein ubiquitination. Bases 299 to 919 code for a protein of 206 amino acids.